This is a messenger RNA of Acanthamoeba castellanii str. Neff, 747 nucleotides long. RefSeq lists its product as uncharacterized. The coding region runs from base 1 to 747 and encodes 248 amino acids. Gene Ontology annotation, cellular component: clathrin adaptor complex. The record is from RefSeq and is a predicted model, not a curated record. Gene Ontology annotation, biological process: vesicle-mediated transport; intracellular protein transport. The transcript has 5 exons. NCBI's taxonomy places the organism in Eukaryota, Discosea, Longamoebia, Acanthamoebidae.
AUGGGUGCCGGCGGUGGUGGUGGUGGUGGUGGCUGGUACGCGGCCACGCUGGAGGUGAUGGACGGGCACUUCGUGGCGGGGUUUAUCGCGGGCGUGUGCACCACCCUGGCGGCGGUUCUCGUGCUCUCCCUGCUCGUGGUGGUCGUGCGUCGUCUGCUGGCCCUGCGCUCAAGGUCGUGGCCGGCAGGGCGCGCCACCGGCGGUGGCGGCGGGUAUCGACCCGUCGCCCGCCCAUUCGGCGAGGACGACGAGGCGCCCCUCUCCCGCGAACUCACCGACCUCACGACGCACCGCCACCAAUCGGGCAACAGUGGCAUCUUCGACGACAACGGCGACGACUACCGUCGGGGCAGCCAAGAACCGCACGAGCCCAAGCGCCAGCAGCGGGCCGAUAGAACAGACUCGCUUCCUUUCUGGGACCAGCUCUGUGAGCUGCCCGUCAUCGAGCCCGACCACUUUCAGCAGCUGUGGACCGACACCGACCUGCGAGAGAUCAUCGAACUACGCCUGCGGCCAGGGGUGGACGUGGAGAAGUUGUUGGCCCUCCACCGAGUUGCAUGCAUUGCCUCGGGUCAGGUGGGCAGCCAGAGCAAGUAUUACUUCUUUGCACAGAAGGGUGACCUGGGGUUCUUGGUCGAGCUCUUGGUAUCCUCUACCAGCCACGAGAUGACGGCCAAGGUCAAGUGCGAAGACGACGACGCUGCGCGCCUGUUUGUGCGCCACCUUCGGUCGCUGCUGCAGCGGUGA